Molecule: messenger RNA, 1086 nt
Organism: Rotaria socialis
Lineage: Eukaryota; Metazoa; Rotifera; Eurotatoria; Philodinida; Philodinidae
Source: the annotation of a GenBank genome assembly
AUGGCGAAUAUACCUAAAACUAUGAAAGCUAUACGUUUACAUGAAUAUGGUGGAGAUUAUCGUUUUCAUGAUGAUAUUCCUGUUCCAUCAAACUUAGAUGAUUAUGAGGUAUUAAUUGCUAUAAAAAGUGCUGGUUUUUGUCAUACAGAAAUGCUUGUUCGUGAUGGAAUAUUUAAAGCUAAGCAAUUACCUCUCAUUCCAUCACACGAACCAACUGGCAUUAUUGUUGCUAUGGGAACAAAAGUUAGCAAUGAAUUUAAACUUGGUGAUCGAGUUGGCGCAUUGAAUUUAAGUCAUUCGUGUGAUCAAUGUCCAGAUUGUUUGAAUGGCAAACCCUUAUACUGCGAAGAUUUUAAUGCUACUGGUAUUACAAUUGAUGGUGCAUUUGCUGAAUAUCAAAAAGCUGAUUCACAUUGGCUUGUACCAUUACCAGAUGAAAUAUCCUUUGAACAAGGUGCACCAUUAAUGUGUGCAGGUGCAACAGUUUUUAAUGCUAUUGAAAGAUGUGCUUUAAAAAAAGGUGAAAUAUUAGCUAUUGUUGGUCUUGGCGCAUUAGGACAUUUAGCUGUACAAUUUGCUAAAUGCAUGGAAUUCAAAGUUGUUGCCAUUGAUAAUCGUCCGGAACCAUUAGAACUUGUUCAAAACUUAAAAUAUUCACCAGAUUUAACUAUUGAUUCAAGUCAAAUUGAUGCAACCAAUGCUAUCGAACAAAUAAAUACACUUCAAUCAAUAACAACACCAAAAAACUAUCCAGGUGCCGACGUUACAUUAGUUCUUACCGAUCCUAUUGUAGCAUAUACAUAUGCAUUAGCUAUUACAAAAAAGCAUGGUACAAUGGUAGUAGUGGGUCAACCACGUGAACCAAUACAAAUUGAAUUUCGUGAUUUAAUCUUCCGUGAUAUAACUGUUAAAGGAAGUCUUUUAUCAAGUAUCGAAAGUGCUCGACGUAUGGUGAAAUUUGUUGCUAAACAUGGAAUUCAAACAGAAAUAAAAACUUAUUCAUUAGAAGAAGUACCAAAUAAAAUGAUGGAAGAUUUUCAUAGUGCAAAUAUGAAAGGAAAAUUAGUUGUAAAUGUUUCAUUAUAA